Octodon degus (degu) is the source of this 2738-nucleotide messenger RNA. RefSeq names its product fizzy and cell division cycle 20 related 1 (gene Fzr1). Gene Ontology annotation, cellular component: anaphase-promoting complex. Gene Ontology annotation, biological process: anaphase-promoting complex-dependent catabolic process; positive regulation of anaphase-promoting complex-dependent catabolic process; positive regulation of ubiquitin protein ligase activity. The record is from RefSeq and is a predicted model, not a curated record. The transcript is spliced from 15 exons. The coding region runs from base 342 to 1832 and encodes 496 amino acids. Gene Ontology annotation, molecular function: anaphase-promoting complex binding; protein binding; ubiquitin ligase activator activity. NCBI's taxonomy places the organism in Eukaryota, Metazoa, Chordata, Mammalia, Rodentia, Octodontidae.
GCGCGCGGCGGAGGGAGGGAGCCGGGAGGCCGCCGGAGUAGCGAGCGCCGCCAUAUUAGGGACCGCGGAUCCCUGGAUCCCGUCUGCGGCGCGGGAGGCCAAACGAAGAGGAGGUGCGGGGACUGAAGGAGGCUGCGGCGCGGCUCCGGGACAGGCGGGGCCUGCGGGAGUCAGCGGGCGACAGGACCGAGCCAGCACUGCGGCUACUGCUCUGAAGGUGGAAGAACCUCAGGGAGGGCUGGGGAGACAGAAGGGGCUGGCACUGGAGACCCUGGCCCCAGGUUGAGCUCUGCUGGUGGGCCCUGCCCUGCCCUGCCCCACCCCAUACCGCCCACCCCACCAUGGACCAGGACUACGAGCGACGGCUACUGCGGCAAAUUGUCAUCCAGAAUGAGAACACCAUGCCAUGUGUCGCCGAGAUGCGGAGGACCCUGACACCAGCCAACUCUCCUGUGUCCUCACCCAGCAAGCACGGCGACCGCUUCAUCCCCUCGCGGGCUGGGGCCAACUGGAGUGUGAACUUCCACCGCAUCAAUGAGAACGAGAAGUCACCCAGCCAGAACCGCAAAGCCAAGGAUGCCACUUCAGACAAUGGCAAAGAUGGCCUAGCCUACUCAGCACUGCUGAAGAAUGAGCUCCUGGGGGCUGGCAUCGAGAAGGUGCAGGACCCCCAGACAGAGGACCGGAGGCUUCAGCCCUCCACACCCGAGAAGAAGGGCCUCUUCACGUAUUCCCUCAGCACCAAGCGCGCCAGCCCUGACGAUGGCAAUGACGUGUCCCCAUAUUCCUUGUCUCCCGUCAGCAACAAGAGUCAGAAGCUGCUGCGGUCCCCGAGGAAGCCCACGCGCAAGAUCUCCAAGAUCCCCUUCAAGGUCCUGGAUGCACCCGAGCUGCAGGAUGACUUCUACCUCAACCUGGUGGACUGGUCAUCCCUCAAUGUGCUCAGCGUGGGGCUGGGCACCUGUGUGUACCUGUGGAGCGCUUGCACUAGCCAGGUGACUCGGCUCUGUGACCUCUCGGUGGAAGGAGACUCAGUGACCUCCGUGGGCUGGUCUGAGCGGGGCAACCUGGUCGCUGUGGGCACACACAAGGGCUUUGUGCAGAUCUGGGAUGCAGCGGCAGGGAAGAAACUGUCUGUGCUGGAGGGCCACACGGCACGUGUUGGGGCGCUGGCCUGGAAUGCCGACCAGCUCUCGUCUGGCAGCCGCGACCGCAUGAUUCUGCAGAGGGACAUCCGCACACCGCCCCUGCAGUCGGAGCGACGACUUCAGGGCCACCGGCAGGAGGUGUGCGGGCUCAAGUGGUCCACGGACCACCAGCUCCUCGCCUCAGGGGGCAACGACAACAAGCUGCUGGUGUGGAACCACUCGAGUCUCAGCCCCGUGCAGCAGUACACGGAGCACCUGGCAGCCGUCAAGGCCAUCGCCUGGUCCCCACACCAGCACGGGCUGCUGGCAUCAGGCGGCGGCACGGCUGACCGCUGCAUCCGCUUCUGGAACACCCUCACGGGGCAGCCGCUACAGUGCAUCGACACAGGCUCGCAAGUGUGCAACCUGGCCUGGUCCAAGCACGCCAAUGAGCUGGUGAGCACGCACGGCUACUCCCAGAACCAGAUCCUCGUGUGGAAGUACCCAUCCCUCACGCAGGUGGCCAAGCUCACCGGCCACUCCUACCGCGUGCUCUACCUGGCAAUGUCUCCUGAUGGAGAGGCCAUUGUCACUGGUGCUGGAGAUGAAACCCUGAGGUUCUGGAAUGUCUUUAGCAAAACCCGCUCGACAAAGGUAAAGUGGGAGUCUGUGUCGGUGCUCAAUCUUUUCACCCGGAUCCGGUAGACCCAUGGGGCGGCUGUGCCGCCUCAUCCCCAGGCAGAGACCCCACCUCUUCAGCCUGCAUGGACCCAUGUCCCCCACUGCUCCCCUCCAUCCCGGAGGCAGUGGUGAGCAGGCACCAGGCUGGAGACAGCAGGAGUCUCAUUAAAUGCCUGAUUAUGAGCCAUGUCCACCAGUAUUUGGGCGGGACGCAGGACCUUCAGGAUGGCUCCGGCUCCAUCUCCUCUCCACGGCCCAAGGCCCAGCCUGUUCUGCAGUGCCGGCACAGAUGGAUGCCCAGACCCUCGUGUCUGCCUGCUCACCAGGGCUGCAUGCUCUUCUGGAAGCGCCUGCCCACCCUGCCACUGCCGAUAGCAGCUCGAGCUGGGGACAUCAUGGGGGCUGGCAUGUCCUGCCUAAGAACAUCUCCAAGUGAACUUAUCGCAGGAUGGGGAUAUGGCAUCCACUUGCCUGUGUCCACCCCAAUGCGCCCCCCCCUCCCCAGGAGACUUGGGUUUUCCCACCAGGCGGGGCUGCAACACCAUGUGGCCAGCUGGCAACCUGCUGUAGCUCAUGCCCCAACUCCCUGCCUGUCCCUACCCUCUACGCUGUCUGCCUGAGGGGUGGCGGGGGGCUGAGCUCCAGACCCACAGUCCUGGCUGUCCCCCCAACAGGAGGGCUGGGGCGCCCGCCCUGGCAGCCUCGCCCUAUGGCCGUGCGUGCGUGCAUGUGUAUAUACGUAUUUGUGACUCUUCAGACUCGUGUCUGUUCUGUUGACCUGUCCCAGCAAUGUCAGAGCCCAGCCAGCCAGUGCCCCCACCCUGCCCCCGAGUUGUAGGGGUGACUCAUUGCCCUGUGGACAGUCAGACCUCUCUCCAUGUCCCUGCUGCCCAGUGCUGCUUGGGACAUUGAAGUGUGUGUUGCCACUAG